AUGAACCGCCAGGACGCGUCGCUCAACGGCCAAACGCCGGGCACAAGCUCGACGCUACUUCCGGUUAAAGAAGAACCGCCCAGCUUCGACGUUUUGACCGAGGAGGGUUGGGCGGCUUUGGAAGAACGUCAUAGGAUAAUUCGGCAAAAUGACAAAGCGCGCAAAUUGGCGCAGCGCCCGGAAUCGACUGAAGAACGACUCCAGCGAUUGGGGUAUGAAGAAGACUGGAAGCGGGCCCGGCGGUACGUCGCAGCAAGCCGCGAAAGCGCCAAGGAACGCCAGCAAAAAGAACUCGAGAGCGCGCGUGCUAUUUACUUGGCCAAACUCAGCCAGGAAAGCGCAGAAGAGCGUGAGGCGCGACGGAAAAUGGGGCAGGAUCGGGCCAGGGCUGCCGAAAGGACAGAGAUUGAUCAUGAAGUGAAGCCCGGUCGAAGCGCAGAGGCGCUCAAAAAGCAGUUCCUGGAAGAAUUUCCCCCAAAGGCGAAGGUAAUUUUUCCGUGCCCGAGCAUGAUCUGCGCUUACACGUCGGAUCGAAUAGAGCAAAUACGCCUUCACGUGAAAGCCAGGCACCCCGGCCUGAAUCCGUCUUACCCGGCUUAUUCUGCACCCGCUCUGAACGUACCGGCUCCACCACCCAUCCGGCGUGGCAAACUCCCGUGCCCCGGAUGCGGCCAAUUUUUCAUGAGCACCAGAACGCUGUCCCGACACUUGAAGCGAAUGCACGGGCUGAUGUACAAGGGAUGCGUCAAGUGCCCGAAAUGCCAGACGGGUGUCCGGUCUCAUGAGGUGCUCGUCGAACACUUUGCCAAGGAGCACGAUCCCGAGGCCACUCUGGAAAAGGCCACACUCGAAUCGGAGGAUGCUUUCCGGCUAUGGUUCGACGAGCUGGAAACUCGAGCCGACUCCAGCUUUCAAGUUCGGGAUUCUGACGACAUCAGCCGCCGCUACCGGUGUAAAGUGGAAUCGACGGGCAUCUCGAAGGCCCGAAAAAAGGGAGCCGAGUCGAAGGAGCCGGAAUAUUGCACCGCUUUUCUGAACGUAAGAAAACUGGAUGACGGGAAGAUGGCUGUAAAGUAUUGCACUCACCACUUCCAUGCUCCGAAAUUCGAUUCUACGAUCCCGGCGGAUACGGGAGAUUUUUAUGACGACACGCCGCUAAACGAUCCUAGUGAUUUACCUACCGCACCGGAAGUUCCCCUUCGAACCCCGGGAAAACCGAAAACCGGCAACCAGGAAAAGCCUGAAGAGGCGAAACAUCGUGAAAUGGCGAUUAAAAACGCUCAAGCGCUUCUCACGCUUCUGAAGCGAUCAAAACCCGGCCCAGUUCAUAAAAACGCCAACGAAGAGCUUGAGAAUAUUCUACAAAAGCUUCGAAGCGCAGAUAAAGCCACGAACUCCACUUCAGCUUCCUCCAGCAAGCCAACGCGAAAGCGUGGCGCGACUAAAGCUGCCAAAACUCCCCAUCGCCGUGAAACUUGCGCGGACCCGGAAGAUUACGAAGAUUUGAGAAUGUACGGGCCGCAAAACGGAAUCGACGACGUUGGCGCUCCCAAGAUAUCGGCUCGGCGACAAGAGACGCUCGAAGAACGUCUGUGGGAGUUGAAGCCGCCGGAUCGUCGAAGGCCACGCAUCAAAAGCGGCAUAGCAAAAACGCGUAUCGGCGUGGGCUACGAGGGAAAAUUAAAUUCGUCGUUCGAACCGAAAAAUUCCUACCUUCCCGAGCCUGCUGUUGAAGCUGAAUUCCGUACGUAUCCGCCUUCUACAAGCGGCACUUUCCCCCCGGCGAGUACCGCUAGCCUUCAACUCAAUGCGACGGCGAAGCUGGUGGUGCCGAAACCUGAAGCUUUUGAUUUGAAUAUGGCUAGCCCUCCUAAAAAGCGGACAUUACCCAUCCAGAUCAAAAUCGAGGCGGAUGAGCUUGAGCAAAUCGGGGAAUGGACACCAAUGGACGCAUUGGAAGGUCCCUCGACGUCAAAAACAAUUCCGUCCAUUUCGUCGCUUCCGGAGCUGCCAGCUGUGGAUGAUUUUCGCGAAGCACCAAAGCCGCCAAGACAGCCAGAACACAGACGUGUUCCGCUUACAAGCAUCGAGUACGCAAGGCUAGCUCGGAUUAACAAGUUUGUUGCAUGGCGGAGGAAAGUUCCCUGCGCUCCCUACGCUUCGCAGUACGAGCAGAAGUCGCGGAAGGACCCAAAAAUAAGCCAGGAAGCCAUCGUGAAGCCCGUGAUGCAGGAAUGGGGCAAGGGUCUGGAUCAAAAGAGCCAGGACCGCCUGCUCGAUCCGUUGACUUCAAAAGUAAUACGACGAGUCGGACCGACUCCGACUGCUCGAACUCGGCGUCCAAUUCUGGAUGCCGACUAUUGUCACAAAGUGCUGAACGACAUCGCCAAGAGGGGGGUGCAAGAUCGACAGAAGGAACAAGACAGACAGGAAAAGAUCGAAAGAUUAAGAAAAUGGAGAAACGUCAACUUUGUCGGCAUUGAUCUGAAUAGCAAAGAAAUCAAGGACUGCUUCAUAAAAGCCCUCCACCCGCAGGAAUUUGGGAUCAGCCUGCCGAAAAAUGAGCUCCUGAAUCCCGUCGAAAAAAAGAGGAGCCCUGGAGAUGACUAUUUUGUCAAGAUCGCCAUUGACAAAGAAGAAAUAGCAAAGUGCUUCCUGGCACCGAUUAGGAAACCCGAUGAUACUUUUGUCUUAACAGCCGCAGAAUCGAAAAUGGAGCGAUGGGCGAGGGUCGCACAGCAAAGAAUGGGCGAGAAGAAGCCGGAAGAGUUACAGCGCUACACGCCAGAAGAAGAUGACGGGCUAAUCUACGCGGAUGAAGAA
Molecule: messenger RNA, 2823 nt
Organism: Mesorhabditis spiculigera
Lineage: Eukaryota; Metazoa; Nematoda; Chromadorea; Rhabditida; Rhabditidae
Source: the annotation of a GenBank genome assembly